Molecule: messenger RNA, 3846 nt
Organism: Closterium sp. Naga37s-1
Lineage: Eukaryota; Viridiplantae; Streptophyta; Zygnematophyceae; Desmidiales; Closteriaceae
Source: the annotation of a GenBank genome assembly
AUGAUCUUAGAGUUGUUUCUGCAGUUUUGGAUGCUCAUGGCGACCACCGGCUCGGGAGACUCCAGUUCCGUGGACCCACCGCGCUGGCUCCCCGCCGCCCAUGCCGACUCCGCUGCUCUAACGCCCGCACAUUCGGCGCGUGGCUCCCAGCCGGCGCAGCUGUCAAGCGCGCCUGUCGUCGCCGCGUGUCACGGUGGAGGCGCGACGCGCUUAUUCCACCCAUGGAUGCCACGAGACGCCGCACAUUAUGGCGUGCAAUUCGGCAUCCGCGAACCGAUGGUCGUCUGGUCUCCCUACAGCGCGCAGCUUUACAUGCAACCUCCCGCUCCUUCAGCUUUUGCGCCGAACUUCCCCGGGAUGUCCGCUCCUCCUCCGCUCCCCCCCCCUCUUCGGCCCUGUCCCCCGCCUGUUCCGCAGCACUCCCCGCCGGUGUCGCAGUGGUCCGCGGGCCCCUCUACAAUUUCCGCCAAGUCCGUGAGGGUCCCCGCGGAACACACGGGCUCAUGGCUGGACACGCGGCUCGUCCCGAUCGACCACUGGGAUGUCGGCGUGAAUUGCGGAGAGAGAGCCACGGUGGCACCGAGCGUGGUGAUUCCAGCUCGUUGCGCGCCGACGGAGCUGGUGAAUUCGACCUUGGCUCCUUCCGCCUCUAGCGCGGUGAGGCGCGGAAUGGGGACGUGCGCGGAGGAUGAAGGAGGCCCUCGCAACCCGCAGGAGGGCGCGAAUGACGCGGACCUAUCGACGCGCUGCACGUCGACAUGGGAAGCGGUGGCGGAGAGGAUGAGCGCGCCGCCGGCGCAAGGGAUGACGCAAGGGGUGGCGGAGGGAGGUCUGUUGGGGGAAGGCGACGACAUCAGUGCGUGGCUGAGCCGCCUUGUGGGUGGCACGGCUGGCCCCAGCCUGCCGGAUGCACCGAUGGCGGAGCUCACGCAAUUGCAAGGAAACGAGGCGACGCGGGGCCACGUGAUGAUGAUGCCAGGUAGAGUCGCGUCAUGCGGCAGCAGCGGCACCGCAGCAAGUGCAGGGCGCGGCACCACGUACAACGUGCUAUUCAACAACCCCGUGCAUGCUGUGCCUGCGCCUGCGCCUGCAUCAACAUCAGCGCACGGCCCCCCCGCUGCACGCCGCCAUCCCGCCCCUGCUCCUCCGCCUCCCCUCGCGCACGCGCCUUCCAGCUUGCUUGCGGUGCAGGCUGGUCGGAUGGGGGUAACUGCAGGCAGCACGGUGGCAGGGGGGGGUGGAAUGGAGCAAUGGGGAGGAGGGGAGCAGAGAGGGGAGUGGGGGAGGCGGGGGAUGGGAGGAGAGGAGAGUUAUGAGGAAGGGGGGGUGGAGGAGGAGGCAUGCAUGGAGGGCAUGACAGUGGAGCAGAUUCUGCAGGAGAGGAGAAAGCGCAGGAUGGUCUCUAACCGCUUGUCGGCCAAGAGAAGCCGGCAGCGCCGCCAGCAGCUGCUAUCGCAUCUUGAAUCCGAUGCCGACGAGCGGCUGCUAGAGGACGAGCUCGAGGCGCAGUUGGCCUCGCAGCGCGCCACGCUGGCGGAAGUGGACGCGCUGCUUCAGGCGGAACCCUCCCCGGAGAUCGCGGAGGUGCGCGGAGAGCUCUCGGAGGCGGUGGCAGCGAGCGAGGCGAGUCUGCUGCAGCUGAAGCGGCAGCGGCUGAUGCGCCACGCGGACAGACUGGCGGAGGGGCUUUCAGCGGAAGCGGCCGCUCGUGGCGGAACUGGAGAGGCUCGAGGGGCAGGAACGGCCAGCGCGGAGCAGACCGAUAUAGGCGGAACGAGCGGAGGGGAACGGCGCGCGGAAGACGGAGGAGGGGAAGAGCCAAAGAAGGGUGAUGGGGAGGAGGGGAAAGGAGGGAAAGGGGGAGAGUGGGGGGUGAGUGUGGAACAGCGGUGCCUGUUCCGCCACGUGGAUGGCAGGUGGUAUGCGGGGGAGGUGCUAGCGCUCGAGGGAGGGGGGGACGAUGGGGGGGACGGGGACAGCGGAGUGGAAAAGGUUGCUGGCAACCGGGGAGGGGAAUGUGGGGGAGACAUUGGGAGAGCGGAAGGGGAAGAGAGGGGGAGUGAGGGCGUGGGAGCAGGCGAGGGAGGUGCAGAUGGGGAGGAAGGAGGGGAGGAGAGAGUGGGGUUGGGGUAUGUCUCAGGGGCAGGCGAAGAGGGUCAAGGGAAACAGGCGGAGUGGGAGGGGAGAGGGGAGGAAGGGAGAGAGCGGGAAGGGCGGAGGAAAAGGGGGAGGAGCAGGCGGGGAGGGCGGCGACUGGCGCGGGUGGGGUUUCUGUACCCCACGACCCGCGCACACCAGGUACGUGCGCACACCAGGCAUCAUGGAUCAUUCAAGAACCAUGCUUCCUCAAUCCCCACCUCAUUUUUCUCCGCACCCCACUCUCCUCCCCGCCUCUCCCCCCCCCGUACUCGUCCGUCCUGCCAGCUGUGUCGCUUCUUCCUCUCGCGCACCUGUCACUUCCACCAUCGCUGCCGCAACUCCCACGGCCGCCUCCUCCCCCUCGCCUCCCUCCGCGCCCUCCCCCUUCCCCCCUGCCCGCUCUCCCUCCCCCCCGGCUCCUCGCUCCUCGCCGCGGCCCCUCCCGCCCCACUUGCCCAUGCCCUCACCCGCCUCUGGGAGCAAGCAGAGCUCCAAUCACAUCACGCCACGUGUCCGGGAGCAUCAUCAUCAUCAGCAGCAGCACGGGCAUCAGCAGCUGUCCACCUGCCCACGUGCGCCUGCACAUGCACGGUCACUCUCGUGCGCGAUGGCUCCUCCUCCUCUCUGCCCCUUUCCUGCCUCGUCCCUCUCUCCUUCCUCCACUCCCUCCCCCAUGCCGCUGAGACCGCCACUCCCUUAGUCCCGGGUUCAGCGGAAGAACGGGCGAUAGGGCUCCGUGGCUCUGCAAGUGAAAGCAGCAGUAGCAGCAGCAGCAGCAGCAGUGAGGAGAGUGGAGAGGGGUAUGAAUCCGAUGACAAAAACGAUGGCGCUGCUGGUGGUGGUGGCGAUCCUCCCUCCUCCAUGUCCCCCUUUGCAGCAGCAGCAUCUCUCGCUGCCGCCCUGCAGCAUGCGCACGCAGCAGCGGCAGCGGGCCCUCAGAGCGAGACAGUGGCGUUUGCAGCGUGGGAGCAGCACACACGCGGCGUGGCCUCGCGGCUCAUGGCUCGCAUGGGCUUCCAACGCGGUGCCGGGCUGGGCAGGGAUGGUGGGGGCAUCACCUCCCCUGUUGGGGUGCGGCCGGGGAAGGAGAGGCGAGGGGCGAAGGGUGGUGGCGUGGGUGGUGCUGGGCUGGGAGUGGAGGAGGAGGAGGGUAAGGGUGGGGCGAGGGAUGGGAGUGCGGGUGGUGGGGAGGAAGGGGGGAAGAAGAGGAAGAAGAGUCGGGGAGGGGAGAGGGCGAGGAACCGGAAGAAGAUAGCGGCUGAGAGAGAGGCUGCAGCAGCGGCGGCGGAGGAGGAGGGCGGGAGGAGGGGAGACGUGUUUGAUUUUAUCAACGUGCACUUGGGGGGCAGAGAGAAGGAAGCGGGUGAUGAGGCCAGGAUAGUGCAUAGAGGAGGGAAUGGGAGGAGGGAAUCGGGGAGUGAGUCUGCCGGGGGCGGGGGGAGCCAGAGCGAGAGAAUGGGAGGAGGGCGGGAGGAGGAGCGGCGGGAGCUGAUGCAGCAGGAGGAGCGGGUGAGGGAGGUGCGGGCGCGGGUGGGGCGGUACGAGGAGAUGGCAGGGCGCCACGCACACGACAAGGUGACACUGGCCGCCGUGCACCGCAAGCUGGCUGCAGCCCGGGAGGAGCUGAGGCGCGUGCAGGGGGGGCGGGACUCGGCGCACUCCAGUGCCGCCCAGAAGGAGGCCCUGCGGAAAUGGACCAAGUUCUAG